AUGAACCCUUGGAUUCAUCUUACAAGCCUCCUCAGCUUGACCGCUGUGGUUGCAGCAGCUCCUCGUACCAAGACUUGCUACACCAAUCCUCCUACUACAAUCACAAAGAUUGUCACUCAGACUUGCCCAGCUCCCAAGACUGUCUACCUUGAUGCAGCUGGCAAUACUGUUCCGUCUCCCGCCCCUACCAAUCCUGCCAACUAUGUGACCACUCUGCCUGCAGUCACCAGAGUCACGGAGUUGGUCUAUCCCUCCUCUCUUUCUUGCAAUGGCGGUGAGACUGUCACCAUUGGCGGGAUUUCAACUGUCGUUGCAGGCCCUACGGUCCUCACCAAUUGUCCUUGCUCCACUCGCACUACCGUGAUUGCACCUGGACCUGUCAUCACUCUCCCUGCUGCCUUCGCCCCUGGUGCAUCUUCUGGUAAUGCUGGAGGAGCUGCUGGUGGCAAUGCUGGGGGCGCUGGCGGAAAUGUUGCUACUACAGUCGUCAACACCUACGUUGUCUACCCAAGCGCCUUCAUUGGUAAUGGUGGCGAGACUUUGACUAUUGGUGGAACUAUCACCGUCGUCCCUGGACCCACCGUCAUCUCCCAAUGUCCUUGCACUCAGGCCACCGCUGUGACCGUGACUGGACCUGCUGUAACCAACACCAUUACUCAAUUCAUCCCUAUUCCCACCGUCAUUGCAGGCGCCACCGUCACGAGCACAGCAACUGUCAUUUCUGGCGUGACUGUCACUCAGACAACGACUGCCACUGCCACCUCCGGCGCUGGAGUCCCAGCUGCUGGUACUUUCGGAACUACUGUGGACGGAGUUACCUUCCUUGUCGAGGAGCAAAUCAACUAUGAUGGAACUCCACUUGCUUUGCCAGCCCGUAAGAACAAGCGUCAGCAGACUUCUGUCAAUCUUCAAGUUUGUCUCGAGACUUGUGCAGAGAAUGAGGCCUGUGCUGGUACCUCUCUGAACACUGACUCUUCGACUUGUCUCUACUUCAGCGCUAUCUUCGCAUCCACCAGACGCCGCGAUGUUACAAUCAUCUUCGCCACGGUCAUCAGCCGGGUCACACCCACCGGAACUUCUAGUCUGAGCAGCUCAACCACAAGCUCGUCUUCCAGUUCCAUGACUUCAUCUUCUGUUAUCACUACUACUUCUGCCACGUCUACUUCUGGUACCUCAACUUCGGGUACUUCAACUUCGGGUACAUCCACGACUUCAGGCGGAGGCACUUCAACUUCCGGAACUUCCACUUCUGGAACCUCGACCUCUGGAACCUCGACUUCUGGCACUGCCACUACCAGCCAGACAGCUGAUCCUUCGUCCGACCCCUCGACCGAUGCUCCUGCUGAGGAGGAAGUCGUUGCCCAUGCCGCUGCUCCUAAGCCUAUGGGUCUGACUCUUCGCGACGCCGAUCGCAACAAGGCUGGUGCUGUUGUUCGUCGCGGCGGUGUUCUUCGUCGCCGAAAUGCUGAGCCUGCUGCCAAGCACGCUCCUCGCAAGGUUGUCAUCGAGCUGUAG
This is a messenger RNA of Aureobasidium melanogenum CBS 110374, 1515 nucleotides long. RefSeq lists its product as uncharacterized. The transcript has a single exon. The record is from RefSeq and is a predicted model, not a curated record. Bases 1 to 1515 code for a protein of 504 amino acids. NCBI's taxonomy places the organism in Eukaryota, Fungi, Ascomycota, Dothideomycetes, Dothideales, Saccotheciaceae.